AAAAAAAAGGUAAAGAGGCGACUUUUUCACUCUCCAUCCCACUGGUCGUCUCUCCUGUCCCGUCUCUACGAAGAGACCGAGAAACUUUUAUAUCUAUUUCUCCUCCUUUCGGCCGCUCAUCCCGACAUCCGCCUUCGCGAUCCGUUCCCCGGAUUCAUCUCCCGGCGCCGCGCCGGAAGAUCCUUUCUCGAUCGAGUUCUUUUGAUCUCUGUUCUUUCUCGGGAGGAUUCGGCUCUCAGAUGUAGCCGACGGUUAUCUUGGAAUUUGAUUGCUGGUUUCCGACCGAUCGCGCGUUUCUAAAUCAUGUUUCGGGUCUAGCUCGGAAAGGAGGCACUGAACGAGGUAUCAAGGGCGUUACUUUUGGGGGCUUUAUCUUUCUUUACUGCUAUUUUUGUGUUUCCGAUUGGGGAUGGAUGCCUGGAUGUGUAAAGUUUUACUUUUUCGAGCGAUUGAAGAACAAGUAAUCAGAUCAUAAAUUUAUUUUGAAAUAUUUAAACUUUAGCGGGCGGCAGCAGAUGCCGCUGAGUUUUGAAGGAAACUGAGAGGAUCCUCUUGCCGGGUUGCAUAAAAGAUGGUAGAGGGUACAAAAUUUACUGGAAUUAUAGGGGGUGGUGGUGGUGGUGGUGGGAAUGGGAUAGGGAAUAGCUUCUGCGACAUGGGUUUCUACCGGAAGCUCGAGGAGGGUUCCAACAUGUCCAUAGACAGCAUUGGGAGCCUUCAGAUGAGCAACGACGGCGACUCUGUAGCCAUGUCCUUGGAGAACAGCAGCGUUGGUUCAAAUGACUCCCAUACGAGAAUCCUUCACCACCCUGGUCUCCGUCCUAUGCCCAGUGCCAACUAUUCGGUGGGCCACAGCGUGCUGCGCCCGCGGAGGGUGUCUCAUGCUCUCAAUGAAGAUGCCUUGGCUCAAACCUUGAUGGAUCCUCAGUACCCAACAGAAUCUCUCAAGAACUAUGAUGAGUGGACCAUCGACCUGAGGAAGCUCAAUAUGGGUAUGGCCUUUGCUCAGGGGGCGUUUGGGAAGCUUUACAAGGGCACUUAUAAUGGAGAAGAUGUGGCUAUUAAGUUGUUGGAAAGGCCAGAGAAUGACCUGGAGAGAGCACAACUAAUGGAGCAACAAUUUGCACAGGAGGUUAUGAUGCUGGCUACCCUGAAACACCCAAAUAUCGUGAGAUUUAUUGGAGCAUGCAGGAAGCCAAUGGUUUGGUGCAUUGUAACAGAGUAUGCAAAGGGUGGCUCUGUCAGACAGUUUCUGAUGAGAAGGCAGAACAGGUCAGUGCCUCUGAAGUUGGCUGUCCAGCAGGCCCUGGAUGUCGCCAGGGGUAUGGCCUAUGUGCAUGGUUUUGGGUUGAUUCACAGGGAUCUCAAAUCCGACAAUCUUCUCAUAUUUGCGGAUAAAUCCAUUAAGAUUGCUGACUUUGGAGUGGCCCGUAUUGAGGUGCAGACUGAAGGCAUGACACCAGAGACAGGAACUUAUCGUUGGAUGGCUCCAGAGAUGAUCCAGCACAGACCUUACAAUCAGAAAGUUGAUGUUUAUAGCUUUGGCAUUGUGCUCUGGGAGCUUAUAACAGGCAUGCUUCCCUUCCCGAAUAUGACUGCUGUGCAGGCAGCAUUUGCUGUUGUCAACAGAGGUGUACGACCAAUCAUACCGCAUGAUUGCCACCCUGCACUUAGUGAGAUCAUGACCCGCUGCUGGGAUGCCGACCCUGAUGAACGUCCGCCCUUUGCUGAGGUCGUUAGGAUGCUCGAGAGUGCACGGUCAGAGAUCAUGAUGACUGUUCGAAAAGCACGCUUCAGGUGUUGCUUAUCUCAACCGAUGACUACAGACUAAGGAUUGGAAAUUGACAAAUGAAACCUCCUGCAUCGACGGUGCUCUGAGUGUAGAUGGAUUACAGAAAUUUGUUGUGUCAUGGGUUUUUGGUGCUUGCUCUUUCAGAAGGGUUAUAGUCUGAACAUCCUUGUUGAGUAUUAGUAUUGUAUUAAGUUCCAUAGCUUAUUCCAUCUACAUCCAAACGUGAACCAUAAUUUUUCUUUGUACAGGCAUACAUUAAAGUAUUGGUUUGUCAGAUUUGUUGUCUGCC
This is a messenger RNA of Phoenix dactylifera (date palm), 2081 nucleotides long. RefSeq names its product serine/threonine-protein kinase STY13. Gene Ontology annotation, molecular function: protein serine/threonine kinase activity; ATP binding. Lineage: Eukaryota; Viridiplantae; Streptophyta; Magnoliopsida; Arecales; Arecaceae. Gene Ontology annotation, biological process: protein phosphorylation. The record is from RefSeq and is a predicted model, not a curated record.